Hydatigera taeniaeformis is the source of this 1758-nucleotide messenger RNA. NCBI's taxonomy places the organism in Eukaryota, Metazoa, Platyhelminthes, Cestoda, Cyclophyllidea, Taeniidae. The record is from the annotation of a GenBank genome assembly.
AUGAUUGUGAACGACUACGGUGACAGUGUUGAUGGACGAGUUGUGGCAGCCUUAGCUCCACCACCACUGCCGCAUUCAGUAUCAUGCGAUGGCCUAGUCGAUCUCACGGCUCAGAGUCGACGCUGCCUCCACUUCAGCAGCAGCCAUUUCGAAGACCGCUCGUCUUUCAAUUCUGUUCCACUGCUGCCGUUGCCUCCAUUAUCAUCACCAUCGCCGCUACCUUCAGUGAAUGCUUUAGCAGGAAACUCAGAUGAAAAAAGGCCUGCGGGACAGAGUGAAGGGGGAUUGGAAUUCUCCGAACCGCAGAGUGGCUGUGAUAUGGAAAUUUCAGACACCAAUGCUCCUCUAGACCUCUCCAUGAAACCUCGUCCUGGGCCGUCCGACAUUCCUGAAUUUCACCUCAUCGAGAUCGGUGUUUCACACUCGAAGCGUUUAUUGAAGAAGGUGGAGAAGUUUAUUGAUGCUGCCAUUAAUCUCUUUGCAAAGCCCUCUGACCUCUACACCGCCCCAGAGAACGUAUCUCCUCAAGAGGACGCCGUGGAAGAGGCUGCUGAAGCAUCAGCGGCGGUGCUGGGGCGCAGAUUGAGAGAGAUGGUGGCUGUGGUGGCGAUCGACAAGGCGGAGGAGCAGGCUACUGAGGCGGAGGUGGCGAUUCCUCCAAUCGUACCUUUUACACUGUCCAAUUUUUAUCGGAGCUUGCCACUAUCAGAGCCGUCAUUUUCGCUUGUCCUUCGUCACCUUCUUACCCUUCCCGAGUGGAAAGCUUUGGCCUUCCUUCGCUACCCUACAGCCAGAGGCAAGGAGCUUGCUGAUCAGUUGGCCGUGAUAUACAAAGAUCUUACACGGUGCAAGCGAAAGUUAAGGCAACUCAAUCUGAUACAGCGACGUAGGGCUGCCAAUAGACACUCAGCGGCUCCAGAGACUGUUAAGUCGCCACCACCACCACCACCACCGCCGCCGCCGCCUCCGGUGCCACCAAAAACUCAACAGCUAUCUUUUCCGAACACCUACACUGAUCCAAACACCUGCCCUCUCUCUCUCCUCAGUAUGGUCAUCGAUCAGAAGGCCACUGAACCCACUUCUCCCUCUCAGGUGCUGCAAAUGUCACCGCUCAGUGUGGACACUGAGGUUCUGGAGGAAACAGCGAAAGUGUGCCCUCUCUCAGACGUCGGACCGCGAGCGUGGGCGGCAACGCCUCCACCUCCACCCCCCCUGCAGGCAUCCGUCUCCAUCACUAUGCGUAAUCGCUCCUUCAGUUUUCCUAAACGUCCCGCUACUCCUCUGACUGCCCCUUCCAUGAGUCGACGCAAAGUGAAGACCGCCCUUGCCACUGGCUCCUCCACUACCAGUGUGUGGCCUCCCAAACGCAGACGUUCUGAGGUUUCCCGCAAAAACAUCCGACUCCACUGCCGCUCUGGUUGCGUUCUCCAAUGGCCCUGUAGCAUGUCACGUGAAAGAAACUGCCUGCAUUGUUGCAUCACGUGUAUCCAUCUUGUCAACACCAAUGUAUGGACUCUAUCAUCCACAUCGCUGCCUAACAAUAAGUGUUUUACUAUUUGUGCUCGUCCCGAAUCCGGAUGUGUGAAAGGUAAAUCUCGAUGCGUCUCGGAGUCGGUGGACUCCUGCGAGGUCGUCUCUGACGUCUCCACCUCACCCCUACGCCUGAACGAGCAACUGACAAUCCAGGUGAGGAACCCUGUCGACCCGCAACAAAGUGGUUUCUCUGCCUAUCAUUCUGUCGAGAUGAGUUCGACUUAG